Prorocentrum cordatum is the source of this 742-nucleotide messenger RNA. The record is from the annotation of a GenBank genome assembly. Lineage: Eukaryota; Dinophyceae; Prorocentrales; Prorocentraceae.
AGGCGCGAGCUUACGCGCGCGCAUCAUCCCCGGGGGGGCGUAGGCUGCGCUCCCCCCCCUCCUCCCGUCCCGGCGCCUGCGUCCUCGUGGCCCGGCGCCCCUGAUAGCGCACACCUGCCGGAGGCCGCGGCGCCCACACAGGCGCCGCAGCAUCAUCUCGCGGUCUGGUCCUGGACUCCGCGAUGUCGGAGAAGCCGGUCGACCACGUCCGGCACCACCGCGGCCGCGCCCCGCCUGAGGGAGGCGCCCCAGGCCUCGGCCCGAUCGACCACGCGCGGCAGCACCGAGCGCGCGCGGCGCUGGCCGGCGAGCGGGACAAGCUGCUGAAGAAUGGCACCGAGCGCCUCAACAUGAACAAGUUCGUCGGGCGCACCACCAAGGACAGGUCCCGCGCUCUCCUCACCGCCCUGGCGCUGGCGACGGCGGGCAUGGCCGGCUACGCCGUGAUGAUCGCCGAGUGGUUCUUGGCCUUCCACAGCUCCCUUGCGCAGACGAUGGUCGUGCUGGUCGUGCUGCUGUGCCUCUCGGCCGGGCUGACCGUGUGCUCCGCCCGCAGGGCACUGGGAAAGGACCGCCCCUGGCUCCGCUACCUGGGCGCGCUCCUGUUCGUCUCCACUGUGACCGGUGCGCUGGCCGGAUUCCUCCUGUACUACAAGUACAUCGUCUACUAUUGGAAGUACAGCGAGAUGCGCACCUACACUAACGUCGCCGCGGCCCAGAGCUCCGUGGCCUUCCAGGACGG